Molecule: messenger RNA, 4706 nt
Organism: Cephus cinctus (wheat stem sawfly)
Lineage: Eukaryota; Metazoa; Arthropoda; Insecta; Hymenoptera; Cephidae
Product: adenylate cyclase type 10
Exons: 25
Coding region: 37-4671 (1544 amino acids)
Biological process (GO): cyclic nucleotide biosynthetic process; intracellular signal transduction
Cellular component (GO): cytoplasm
Molecular function (GO): adenylate cyclase activity; protein binding
Source: RefSeq, a predicted model, not a curated record
UUAUAUAUAAUUAAUUUAGCUGAUGGAUUACUGGCUAUGUGGAAAGUACGAAAGUACGAAUUUGUAUUUAAUACAAUUCACUUAGCAAUUACUUGCGCAUUACAUAUACAGGAGAUACUACAAUCUUCCAAAAGUCACGUUAAGUUAUUGUCGAGAGGAAAAAUGUCAAUAUCCGCUGGAAACAUAACGUUUUCCGUAAUAGGAGAUGAAAGGGCUCGUCAUUUUAUCGUAGGAGGAGCACCGCUGAUUGAAGCGCGCAAAGCUAAAAAAGUUUGUAUACCGGGUGAUCUAGUUUUGGCAUCCAGUGCUUGGGAUCAUUGUACGCCCUGCAAUUACGAAUAUGUAAUAAAAGAUUCGUGCAACGUCAAGAUCGCCAGUGUAAUUGAACAUCCAAUGAGACACAGAGAGAGAAUUCGUGAUCCUCAUGUACAACCGUCCAUAAUGAAUAACAGUGACGUUUCAUUUGAGAGCAGAAGACAAACUGACAUUCUCGAAAGUCGCGUGACGUCUAACGAAAGUGGAAAGUUAUCAGACAAUCUUAAUAUUACCAAGAGAUUUUCUUCGGUAGAAGAACAUGAUAUAGGAUAUGAAAUAUUUACUGGACGUAUCUCUGUGGCGGAAGCUACCAGAAGGAAGUUAGGAAUUCAUCUGAGGACAUUUAUGCUGAAACCAGUUUUGCAACAAAUAGCUAAGGAUGAGCCGUUGGAAAAUUUGUCAGAACUUAGAAGAGUUACAGUGGUAUCGAUCAACAUGAUUCCUGAAAAGUGUGCAAUAUUUGAAUUGAUAACAUUAUUGGAUGAGUGUUUUAUGACUCUUAAUCGUAUAAUUCCUAAUGAUAUGGGAUGCAAAGUGACUUUGCUCGAUAAAGAUGUUCUUUUUUUAAUUGUUUUUGGAUUGAGAGGAUAUGAGACACAGUAUCAUUGUAAAAAUGGCAUAACUUCAGCAAUGAAAAUGCUUAAAGCAUUGAAAUCUAUACCUGGAGUAAAGACUGUAUCCAUAGGUGUAACUACCGGAAUGGUUUUUUGUGGAGUCAUUGGCCACGCAGUCAGAAAACAGUAUGCGAUACUAGGUGGAGCAGUGGAAAAAGCACCAAAGAUAAUGUUUGGUUAUUCGGACAAGGUGAUAUGCGAAUUCGAUACUAUUCUUCAUAGUAAAUUGCCAAAAAGUAAAUUCAUCUCUCAAGGAAUUAAGGAACUCAAAGGAUACGGUUCAUGUCAUAUUUAUCAAUUCAUCGAUGACCCACUGAAAUCUGAAAUCAUGGAGCAUACUGGAAACUUACAAUAUGAUUAUCCAAUACUGGGUCGAUUCCAAGAGUUGGAAUUAUUUUUAGACGUUCUGGAUGAUAUUGGAGUGAUUAAUAGAUUAUACUAUGGAAUAUUAAUCAGGGGUAAAAGCAGAACUGGCAAAUCCAGAAUUCUGGAUGCUUAUGCAGCAAUUAUCAGAUCACGACGGUUAAUGUCAAUUAAUCUAUCGUUACAAGCGAUCUACGAGCAAAAACCAUUGUCAGUCAUUUAUCGUAUUCUCGUGAACAUCGUCGGUGUGACAGACUGUGAUACCAUUCAAGAGCGUGAAAGAGUAUUAAUUCGAAAAUUAGCUCCCAUUGUUCCUGAGAAUUCUCUUUGCUAUCUGAAUACUCUACUGCGUGUGAACUUUCAACUUUCUGAUGAAUACUGUGCGGAUAAUGAUUGGUCCCGACACGUCAAGACAAUGGAAAUAUUCGACAGCAUUUUGGGAAAGUUCAACGAAAGAAAAUGUAUUCUUCUGGACAACGUACAAUUCUUAGACCGCAUGUCGUGGCAAUACAUAUGCAGAGCUUUGACAAAUGACAACAUCGUUUUGGCAAUGACAAUACUGGAAUCUGAUUCAGGAAUAUCACAAGUCUCAUCAGACAUUAUUGGCCAUCCUAAAUUAUUCAAGUGUUCAUUGAGCGAGUGGGACUCCAAACAAAAUGUGGCCUUCGCUUGUCAAUUAAUGAAUGUCAGGGCAAUUCCCAAGAAACUCGAAAAAGACUUGAAGAAUCAUAAUGACAAAACUCCUGGGUGGUGCGAAGCAUAUGUUACUUUAGUACUUCAAAAUAAGGCACUGAAUUUUCUUCACUUGAGUUCAGCAGAGGCGCGUCAAAAAUUAUUAACUUUUCCACCUGUCAGUUUAAUUAAUAAAAAACCUAAGGAUUUCCUACCAGAAGAAGUAAUAGUUUCGUCACCCUUGACAGAUAAGGGUCGUGUUUUCGUUUGCUUACUGAAUAGAAAAUAUAAUGACGUUCCUAGGAAUUUAUCAAAGGCUGAUGAUAUAAUGAUAAAAGUAUAUACCAAUCUCAAUCCCUAUGAACAGGAACUGUUAAAGUGUGCUGCUACGUUGGGAUAUGUAUUCACACGUAACAUGUUGCAGUCAGUCAUGUUUAAUUACACUGUUCAGCAUACAAACAGCGCCAUUGCCGAAUUAAUAAGGAUACAAAUUUUAGAAUGUGCCUCAAUACAAAGACCGAAUAUUUCAGGUGGUGAUCCAUAUUGCUAUUUUGAAGACAGACUAACUUUUUCUGAUUCUCAUCAUUUGUUACUCUGUGCAUGUCAUCCUACUUUUAACGAAUCUGAAGAAAAUGUGCCAAAUUAUGCACGCUGCAAGCUUUUGGAAUUCAAAGUGCACGCGUUUCGUGAAAUUCUUCUGCAGCAAAUUUUGCCACACCAAUUUUUGGAAUUUCAUACAAAAGCAGUGAAAUUCUAUGAGAAAUAUGCAAGGAAAUGUAGCGGUUGUGGUAGUGGGACGUUUUGCAAAACUCCUGGGAAACAGCAAAAACUAAAAGUGGCAAUUGAAAAAAUGUCUCCCAAAAUUUCCUUGGGCAGAACACAAUCAGCAUCUACAAAUAGCAAUGUGGAAAGAAAAAGAUAUCAGAAAAGAAGUUUUUUUUCUGUAGGGGGAACAGAAUUUUUAGAUAUGGAACAUGAUCUUAGGAAAAUUAGUAUCCUUCCUACCGUGCUGGACCAAGAACCAGAUGAUUUUUCAGCAAUGUCCACAGAAUAUUCUUCAGUCACUUAUGUUAAAAGACGUAAAAAUCGUAAUUCCUGGAAAAUAUGUUGUUUUACAAGAAACAAAAGACUUGUAUAUCCAAGUGCUACUGGUACAGAUCCUUCUUUAAAUUCCCAAUUGAAAUUAUUUGGAUCUGUCGAUUUUCGCAAUUGUCAAUGCAAUUACAUUAUAAACUGUAUUUAUUGGAAACUCCUUUAUCACGCAAAGCACUUAGGCGAAGCUUAUGUGAUGCUAGGCAAAUUUUUAGAAGCCAAAGAAUCCUAUUUGCAAGCUUUAAAUCUUCGCAGCAUAAAAUUUCCCAUGGAACAGCCUUUGCUGUGCUUUAAUAGUUUACAUGAAAAUUGGAAACUGUGGCUGCAACGGGAAUGCAGUGAUUACCCAAACUACAGAAGAUUGCAUUCUGAUAAAGCAGCAACGAUAUGCCAAACUUGCUCACUGCUCAGAAGUCUUUCUAAUUUAUAUAGAAGAGAGGAAAAUUGGAAAUUAGCAAACUUAGCAGCACUUCAAAGUUUAAACAAAAGUUUCGAAUAUUCAACAAGCUUUAUCGAUACAUGUGAAUCUUACUUAACUGCGGUUACUACUUACCGUGAAUUAGGUGAUUUGAACAUGUCCAAAAAAUUAGAAAGAAUCAUAUUGAAAAUAAUGAAAACAAAAGGAUGGUGGACAAACGUAGAGGAAAUUGUCAAAACAGCAGAAGUAUACAUGUCAAUCUUUUAUAACAGAAUAUUACGAGGUGAAUUGAGGCUAUCACUAAUAGUGGGUUUUAAGGUGUUACGAAUUGCUGCAGCACUUCAUCUAUCCCGAAUGAAACUGUCCAUAAUUCCACUCCUAGUACAAAUCAUGAUAAAAACCAAAAGAGUUCACGAGGCAGUCGACUUGAUGCAAUUACUGUCAUUCCUUGCUGAAGAGGAUAUCGAUAAGACUGCAUUUACCUGGUAUUAUGCACUGUGUCUUGAUUUCAUCCUGGACGUAGGAAUAAUAAUCGAAACUUACGAAGAUUGUUCAUCAUUCGCCCAAAAACUUCUAAAAGAAUCAAAUUCGGGAUGUUACACAGCACGAGAUCCUGACAGUUUGAAACGGUUAUUAACAGGACUUUGGUCCUGGCAGCUUAGAAUGGGUAAACUAGUCAUCGAUGACAUCGUGUACUAUCCAGAAUCUUAUUUAAAGGAUAUGAAACAUCAUAACUUCAGUCGAAUUCUUACAGUGUGCAAAGUCCUGGAAUGUUAUCUGAUAGUCGUGACACGUUGUAUAAAUAUGAAAAAAGCAGCAAUCCUUAUGGAAUUACGCACUGGUAUCAAUUUACUGAUAAGACAGCUGAAUGGUAUUUCAAAAGUAUCGAGUUUCGUGAAACCACGACUAUACUUAUUGAAAUCCUAUCUGGCAGCAAUUCGCGGGUGCGACACGACUGUAAGAAUAUAUUUAUCGAAAGGCAAAAAGUAUGCGCUCCUUCAGGAGAAUCAAAUGAUGACAGCGUGGAUCAAACAAAAUACUUUGACAUGGCAACACAGACGUGACGUUUUAUCUCAAGUUUGGGUAGAACAAGUCGGUUUCGGGAAGACAUUUGACUCGCACCAGAUUUACAAUUUCAAUAUUGGCGACUGGUCGGCCAUAUUGUAUCAGCUGCCAAUACCCGAGAAACAUUUCUAAUAAUAAAUCUAGCAAUAAGUAUAACGGAUAGAAAA